AUGAGCACUCGAGCUUCUGCGAAACCGUUAGUGAAGGCCACAUCUAACCUUGACAAACUCAAAAAGCGCACCAAGCCACAAACAUUACAACCGUCAUCAUACGCACCAAUUUACAUAGACGCCACUCCUAGACCCAAACCCGGCCAUAUACUUCACGAGACUUAUUACGAGUCGGGAAGCACCGAGUGGGGUUACUAUUCCAAAAAAGAAGAACCAAUUUCCGAUAAAACACCUACUCCACCCGAAUCACCGAAGCCGGACAUCAACAUGGCCGGACAACAAAAUAAUCCACCCGAUCUUUUUCACACUAGAAUCGAGGACCUUCCUCGAACCAUACCAACUUCUCGCCAAUCGGCCGUCCUUUCUCCCGAAAUUGACACUUUCACGGUAAAAGGCAACCAUUUGCAAAUGGUUAAGAACUUGCGUUUUGAUAGGAGAAACAAAAGGGAUCCUCAUGAGCAUGUCGACAAGUAUGAGAUGAUUUGUAAUUUAUUCAACUAUGGGGAAAAUCAAAGCAACAAUGUCAAGAUGAAGCUAUUUCCGAUGUCUCUCACGGGUGAGGCUCAUAAAUGGUUAAAGGGGCUAGCACCGAAUAGUUUGACUACUUGGGGGGCGGUUAGAGAAGCUUUGAUUGAAAGGUUCUUUCCGGCUAUUAGGGAAAGAGAGCUUAGACUUGUUAUUCAUUCUUUUAGGCAAGAUGAGGAUGAAUCCAGUGUUGAGACUUGGCUAAGAAUGAAGGAUCUUUUAUGGGAAUGCCCCGGGCAUGGGGUGAGUGAUACCGAGAUUGUGGGUAUUUUCAUGGAUGGUAUGAAUAGGGAGAAUUUUGAGAAAAUGGUCAUGACUUGUGGGGGUAGUAUUACUUAUAAGACUUCAAGUGAGCUUUGGAAUAUGUUUGAGGAUAUGGCAAAAGCUCAAGUUACUAGGUCCCCGAGUAGAGAUAGGAGGUCAAGAAAAGUGGUAGCUCGGGUAGAUGAAGGUGAAACAUCCGAGGUAGUUGCUGAAAUUCGGAAACUUUCAAACCGAAUGGAUGAAAAGUUCUCUAUGGUGGAGAAUAACUUUAGAGGACUAGAGCGAUAUGUGAAGAUAAUGGCCGGGGGAUGUAUUCAUUGUGGAGGACCACACCAUGCCGAUGAAUGCCGUCACCAAGGUAAUUCUUCAAACUCUUCUAAUUUCUAUUCCAACAAUCGUGGUGGAAAUUUUCAAAAUAGGUGGCAAAAGCAGGAUAAUCACGGCACACCUCAACAAAAACAACCACCAUCACCUCCCAAGAAAGAUGACAAUGGGGGGGAAGGAUCACCUCUCAUGGCCAUGAUGGCUAAGUUCCUUGAUAAACAAGAAAAAAGGGAGGAAGCUCAAAAGAAGCGAAAUGUUUCAACGGAGAACUAUUCAAAGCUUUUGAAUGAUAAGAUUGAAGGCUUGCAUGUCAAGAUAGAUGUUGAGCAAUUUGAUGAAGAAUUUGAUGAAGAGGUGGAAAUGGAGUCACCGCCGGUGGUGACUACUUCGGUUCCUAAGGCUACACCAAUCAAGGAACCCGAAGUCAAGCCAUAUAAGCCAAAGAUCCCUUUUCCUCAACGGUUGAGGAAGGAGAAGAUUCAAGAACAAUACAACAAGUUCUUUGACAUGAUCAAGUCGGUGACAAUCAAUGUGCCGCUAGUGGAUCUUAUUUCGGGCAUGCCCAAUUAUGCCAAGUUCAUCAAAGAACUAGUGACGGACAAGAAGAAACUUGAUGAAGCAAAGGCAACCUUUCUAAAUGAAGAAUGCUCGGCGGUUAUCAAAAACAAACUUCCACCCAAGCUUUCGGAUCCAGGGAGUUUCUUAAUUGCUUGUUCAUUUGGUAGAAAAUUAACUUGUAAAGCUUUAGCCGACCUUGGGGCAAGCAUCAAUUUGAUGCCCUAUUCCGUUUUUACCAAGCUUUCUUUGAGGCAACUAAGGCCUACCAAAAUGAGCAUCUGCCUUGCGGAUCACUCUUUUCAAUACCCAUUGGGGGUGGCCGAAAACUUGCAAGUGCAAGUAGGCCAAUUUGUCUUUUUAGUUGAUUUUGUAAUUUUGGAAAUGGAGGAGGACACCAAGGUGCCUCUCAUUUUGGGCCGACCAUUUUUAUACACCGCGGAUGCUAUCAUUCGGGUAAAGGACAAGGAAAUUUCCUUGGGUGUCGGGGAAGACCGUAUUGUGUUUAAAAUUGAAAAAGCUUUGAAACAUUCUUAUUCUUCCGAUGACACUUGUUUUAGAAUUGAUGUUAUAGAUGAUGUGGUCGAGUUGGAAAAAUUGGAGCUUGUAGGAGUUGAUGGUGAAGAAAGCGAUGAGAGAAUGGCAAGCAUUGGAUAA
Molecule: messenger RNA, 2325 nt
Organism: Erigeron canadensis
Lineage: Eukaryota; Viridiplantae; Streptophyta; Magnoliopsida; Asterales; Asteraceae
Exons: 3
Coding region: 1-2325 (774 amino acids)
Source: RefSeq, a predicted model, not a curated record